GUCAACUCACAGCACAUCACCAAAAUUUUUCUGUGCUUCGAAGAAAAUCUUUAAAAAAUGACUGAAGUAGAAAUCCCCUUAAAGCUUCAACUGGGUCCUCGCCCUGACGUCACCUACCCCGUCAUUGUCACAUAUUGCGGAAAUUGCGGUUUGCCCGUCGAAUACUGCGAAUUCUAUCCGGAAUAUGCCAAGUGCAAAGUUUGGUUGGAGAAAAAUCUCCCGAAUGAAUUUGAAAAGCUGCAACUCGAUGGCGCAGCAACUUCUUCCGGCGCAGGAGCUGAUGGCGAAGGCGACGACGACAAAAAACGACAAAAACGCGGCGGCAAAGGAAUCAUCAAGACGAAGAAAAAGGACGAUCUCCCGAAGAAAUUGUGUCUGUCUCGUGCUCCGAGAGGCAAGAAAAAGUCCGUAACAGUCGUGGUUGGGCUGGGAUCCUUCGGAAUUGAUUUAAAAGUAGCGGCGAAAUAUUUCGGAAGCAAAUUCGCAUGCGGAGCUUCCGUAACGGGAGACGACGAAAUUGUCAUCCAAGGCGACGUCAAAGACGACUUGUUCGAUGUGAUUCCGGAAAAAUGGCCCGAAAUCGACGAAGACUUCAUCGAAGAUCUGGGAGAUCAGAAACGCUAAAAAAUUUUGUAAAAAAUUAAAAAAAAAUAAAAAAAUCGAAUUUUUAUUCAAAACAUU
Molecule: messenger RNA, 681 nt
Organism: Culicoides brevitarsis
Lineage: Eukaryota; Metazoa; Arthropoda; Insecta; Diptera; Ceratopogonidae
Gene: DENR
Product: density-regulated protein homolog
Exons: 1
Coding region: 58-624 (188 amino acids)
Biological process (GO): translation reinitiation; formation of translation preinitiation complex
Molecular function (GO): mRNA binding; translation initiation factor activity
Source: RefSeq, a predicted model, not a curated record